Molecule: messenger RNA, 509 nt
Organism: Psammomys obesus (fat sand rat)
Lineage: Eukaryota; Metazoa; Chordata; Mammalia; Rodentia; Muridae
Product: cytochrome c oxidase subunit 5B, mitochondrial
Exons: 4
Coding region: 53-442 (129 amino acids)
Biological process (GO): mitochondrial electron transport, cytochrome c to oxygen
Cellular component (GO): mitochondrial envelope
Source: RefSeq, a predicted model, not a curated record
GCCUGUCUUGCCGAGCCCUCUCCCGGAAGUGCAUCUGUUGGUCUCGGGCGAGAUGGCUUCAAGGUUACUUCGCGGAGUAGGCGCUCUGGCGGCGCAGGCCCUGAGGGCCCACGGGCCCGGUGGCGUGGCUGCGACGCGCUCCAUGGCUUAUGGAGGGGGUGUUCCUACUGAUGAGGAGCAGGCUACCGGGCUGGAGAGGGAAAUCAUGUUAGCUGCACAGAAGGGACUGGAUCCAUACAAUAUGCUGCCUCCAAAGGCAGCUUCGGGUACCAAGGACGACCCUAAUUUAGUCCCCUCCAUCACCAACAAGCGGAUAGUGGGCUGCAUCUGUGAGGAGGACAACUGCACUGUCAUCUGGUUUUGGCUGCACAAAGGCGAGAGUCAGCGAUGCCCAAACUGCGGAACCCACUACAAGCUGGUGCCCCACCAACUGGCUCACUGAGCGCCUGCAUUAGCCUUUCAGAAUGUUUCUCUCUAAUAAAGACUAGCCAUUGCAUUGGCUCCUCCCA